ACUUGAAUGACUUGGAGAAUGUAAUCAGUUGACAUUCUUUUAAUUUAUCCCUUCUUUCUUUCAUCCUUCUUCUUUAAUCUUACAGACUAUAAUCAACCUGGACAUCAUGGCAACUUAUAAAGAAACAGUAUCAGCUGCCUUACAACAUCGCGAUAUCGGCCUUGGCAAGGUCGAGCCAAAGCUACAGGGCAUCCCCGAUGAGCUUCCUCUCAGCUCUCAAAGCCUUCCUCAAGGUGUCUUGACUGCACGUGAGAUUGAGAUCACAGAAAAGUAUUCAGUGAUCGAGCUGCUCGAUGUCCUCCGUAAGCGAGAGAUCAAGGUUGAGGAGGUGACACGUGCAUUCUUGCGGAGAGCGGCACUCGCUCAAGUUGCUACCAACUGUUUAGUUGAACUUAUGUGGGAUCAAGCCAUUGAGCGAGCCAAGUACCUCGACUCGCUACCGGAACCCAAGGGGAAGCUCUUCGGUCUUCCCAUUUCCACUAAGGAGCAUCACGGAAUGGUUGGGGAUAACGUCUCAACUCAUGCCUCAUUCGUUGCAUGGAUUGGCAAAGCCCACGGCUCCAACCUUCUCUAUGACCACUUGUAUGACGAAGGCUGCGUCUUCUACGUGCGGACUACUCAACCUCAAACUAUCAUGCAUCUUGAGACCAUCAGCAACAUCUAUGGACGGACAGUCAACCCCUACAACCGUGAUUUGACGGCUGGUGGCAGCAGUGGUGGCGAGGGAGCUUUGCUCGGCUUCCGUGGAAGCAUCUUGGGUGUUGGUGGUGAUAUUGGUGGCAGUGUCCGUUGCCCAGCUGCCCACAACGGAAUCUAUGCCUUCAAGCCAACUCUCAAGCGAAUCUCAGUCAUGGGCGCGCGAUCGAUCAUGGUCGGCAAAGAGACCGUUUCCUCAACACCUGGACCGAUGACGGUUGACCGCGAGUCCCUCGAACUGUUCAUGGAAAUUGCCUUGUCAAACAAGCCAUGGCUCAUUGAUCCUUCCCUUACAGCCAAGCCAUGGACUCCUUUCAAAUUCGACAGACCUCUGAAGGUUGCGGUUCAGUGGUGGGACGGUGUUGUCCAGCCCCAUCCUCCCAUGACAAGAGCUCUGAAGGAGGUUGCUGAAGCUUGUCGCAAAGCUGGUAUGGAAGUUGUAGACUGGGACUGUGAGCCUUUGGAUCACAAGAAGGGAUGGGAGAUUCUAUCAGCAUUGUACUGGCCCGAUGGAGGCAAGGAGGCUCUUGGGCUCAUGGAGGCCGCUGGGGAGCCUGUACUUCCAUUGACAAAGUUCAUUAUUCAGGAGCAACCCAGCGUGAAGGAUUUGACGAUGCAUGAGCUUUGGGAGCUGUGCACCAAGCGCGAUGAUUACCGGGCAGCAUAUGCUCGCGCUUGGUCAUACACAAGCAAGAACGACGGAAGAGAGGUUGAUGUGAUUCUGUGCCCGCCAUUCCCUGGAGCAGCAGCGCCUCAUGAUCAAUCACGGUACUGGGGCUACACUUCACACUGGAACCUGCUUGACUACCCCGCUGCAGUCUUCCCAGUAACAACAGUCGAUCCUGAGAAGGACCCCAAGGAUCUAAACUAUGUCCCCAAGAACGAGGACGACAAGUUCAACUAUGACUUGUACAGCCCCGAGAAAUACGCCAACAUGCCUAUCAACCUGCAAAUUGUUGGACGAAGGCAGUAUGAUGAGAAGCGACGUGAUAUCAAUUCGAUAGUUGGGACAUACACCAUAGAUCAUAUAAAAGACUCAAGACUUCUGAAUUAUGUGUACUCUGGAUUAUGCUUUUCGCUAAGCAUUGAGCUCCUAGUAACGCCACCUCCAGUGAAUAGAUGUUUAUACCCGGUUGUUUGUAUAUCCUUUUCUGUUUCCUCUAAAAAUUCCCGCAAAGUCGUCUGCCCAAUUAUUCGACGCAAAAAGGUUCGGAGAAUGGUGAUGUCCCGGAUGGAACAUCGGGCUUCAUUGAUCCAAUCACAAGGCCGCACCAUCUUGAUAACAGGCUGCUCUGACGACAGUCUUGGUUCUGCCCUGGCACUGGCAAUGAAAGAUCGUGGAUGGCGUGUCUUCCCCUCCGGGCGUAACCUAGCGAAGUUGAGUAAGGUUAAGGAAGCCGGCCUCGAAUGCAUCGAAAUGGAUGUUGGCUCGGAUGAAUCCGUCUCAGCAGCCGUUGAGAAAGUCAAGCAAAUUACUGGCGGCUCACUGGACGCGUUACUCAACAAUGCUGGCACCGGCUACAGCAUGCCUAUUAUCCAUGUAGACAUCGCCACGAGUCACGGACUCUUCGAACUCAACGUCUUCUCUAUCAUCAGAGUCACCCAAGCCUUUUUUCCUCUCCUUCUCAAGUCUACCCACGGCGCUUUACUUAUCAACAACACCUCCGCAUCUGGCCUUCUCGGAGCUGGUAUCCCAUUCCAAGGAACUUAUGCAGCAUCCAAAGCCGCUGCAGCCAGUGUGACUGAGAGUUUGAGAGUCGAACUCGCGCCCUUUGGCAUCCGGGCGAUCAACCUGUUCACUGGUGGUGUCAAGUCUACUUUUCACAACAAUUCACCUGAUGCUGAGCUUCCCAAGGACUCGAUAUACAACAUCGCCAAGGAGGCUAUCGAAGCUACCAUGAAUGGCAACGAAGCAGGGAUGAACAAACCUGAUGCGAUGACCUGGGCGAAACAGGUCGCUGGAGAUUUGAGUCAACGUAAACCACCUUAUCUAAUCUUUCGAGGUGGUAGUGCUGGUUUGGCUCGCCUAGGCACUCUGUUUCCGACGGGCACCUUCGACUCGACUGUCAAACAACUUGGUGGCAUAGACGUGUUGGAGAGAAAGCUGAAAGAGGCAAAGUCGACCCCUAAGCCUCAGUGAUCGGAUGAAAUAGGAGGAGGAUGGUGGAAUUAAUAGUGCUUUUCUUAAUUUAUAUGUUCGGACCAUGUGUCAUCUAA
Molecule: messenger RNA, 2913 nt
Organism: Fusarium oxysporum Fo47
Lineage: Eukaryota; Fungi; Ascomycota; Sordariomycetes; Hypocreales; Nectriaceae
Product: amidase signature domain-containing protein
Exons: 10
Coding region: 107-2836 (909 amino acids)
Molecular function (GO): oxidoreductase activity
Source: RefSeq, a predicted model, not a curated record